CUAUUUUUAAGUUACCUGUCAUUUGUGAAGGGUCAAUUGCAAGAACAAGAACAAAAUACACAGACAGAUAGAAAGAGAGAGAAAGAGCGAGAAUGAAGAUAUUUAGUAUUUUUAUUUGUUUAAUUCCCUUCGUCUUUGUCGGUUGCGAUGAGUAUCCAGAUAAAUGCUUAGACGGACCAUACCAUAGAGACGAACCGGCACCUGAAACAAAAGAGUAUAAGGCUUGCAAAUCAUUCGCACGUAUGACUUGCUGUACAGUUGAACUUGCCGAUAUGAUUCACAGAAAUAAUGCUAAAGAACUUUACAAAGGAUUUCAUUGGGAAUGGUGUGGAACUUUAAGCGAAUCUUGUCAACAAUUUUUAAGAGACGAAGAAUGCUUUUACCAGUGUGAACCUCAAUUAUGGAGAUUUAAAAAGACUAAUAGUACAAUAGCCAAUGUACCUAUAUGUUCAUCAUAUUGUGACGAUUGGUUCAAAGCUUGUAAAAAUGACAAGACAUGUGUUGUGAACUGGCUGUCAGAUUUCAAGUAUAGCAAUUCAAGCUAUCAAUGUCCGGACAAUUCUGCUCAAUGUCGAACGUUCGAAGAAGUUUAUAAAGAUUCUAAAGGUCUUUGUAAUAAAAUGUGGGGUGAGGCGUUUUUCUACGAAACUAACGAGGAGAAUUGUAUGAAAUUUCAUUACGAUCCUCUAAAAGAAGAUCCCAAUAAGAAUGUUAGACCAAAAUCAUCGACAGCGAACACGACUUCUACUCCUAUUGCUUCUAUUGUAAUCUUAUUUAUUUUAUCUCUUAAAGUAGUCCUUUGA
Messenger RNA from Dimorphilus gyrociliatus, 803 nucleotides. The record is from the annotation of a GenBank genome assembly. Lineage: Eukaryota; Metazoa; Annelida; Polychaeta; Dinophilidae.